Molecule: messenger RNA, 693 nt
Organism: Necator americanus (New World hookworm)
Lineage: Eukaryota; Metazoa; Nematoda; Chromadorea; Rhabditida; Ancylostomatidae
Exons: 9
Coding region: 1-693 (230 amino acids)
Source: RefSeq, a predicted model, not a curated record
AUGACGGAUUACGCAUUGGUGCGCGCAAGAAGCGCAAUUUUCCCUCGUUCGUCUUCUUUGGACAGAAGUCCUAGUCUUCUGGUGACACGCAGUCGCUCGCUCAGCGAUCUUGCUGGGUACUACCGUUGGAGUGAUAAGUACAGACCACAGUGGCAUACUGUGUAUCAGUACACACCGUACAGAUGGCGCCGCGAUUGGGAAUUGUACGACGACUACUGGUACGACCGUUACUACUACUUCUCGCCACUGUACAGUUCUACGUACUCUCCUUAUAAACGAUACUAUUACAGCGACUAUCUACCUAACCCAUAUUACUGGAGUCCGUACUCCAGUUAUUGGACUCGCUACAAGGGUUACUGGUACGACUACGACUACCCAUACUAUUACCGCCGUUACUGGAACUCCGCCUACUACAGAUAUCUCAACAACACCUACUAUCCGUACAGCACUACACAUGUGAAACUUCACAAGCAUAAUAUCAGUGAAAUCCAUCCAGCAAAAUUGAAAACGAAAAAAAUAGAAGGGAAGAAAAGACUGAAUACCUAUGACGUCCUACCUACUGGAUUCUCUCUCGACUUCCCUUGGUCGUCGAUAUUUAUGGUACUACUAAUCCGUUUUCCCCGCUUUACCUGUACACUAGAUAUUGAGAAAAAGGCCUUAUACCGUACCGUACGCUUGACACAUAUUGGCUGA